Messenger RNA from Sphaeramia orbicularis (orbiculate cardinalfish), 5199 nucleotides. Its product is annotated as peripheral plasma membrane protein CASK-like. The transcript is spliced from 29 exons. The coding region runs from base 805 to 3666 and encodes 953 amino acids. Gene Ontology annotation, molecular function: protein binding; protein kinase activity; ATP binding. Lineage: Eukaryota; Metazoa; Chordata; Actinopteri; Kurtiformes; Apogonidae. Gene Ontology annotation, biological process: protein phosphorylation. The record is from RefSeq and is a predicted model, not a curated record.
AAGUCGGGGGAGCAGCCAGUCAAAGCCAGCCAGCAUCUGAGCGGAGCCAGCGGAGGAACUGGAGCAACGGCGGACGACAGCUCGCCCUGGCUGAAAUCCGACAGAAUUCCAAUUGGUGAAACCGCAGACGGUGCGAGCGGCGGAAUAGUCGUCGACAUGAACGUGAAGGUCUUCCAUUUGGGCUCGGGAAGCUGAAGCAUAUUGCAGCCCGGUCACAUUACGUUUUCGUUGGGAUAAGCCAUCUGUGAUACACUGGGUGUGCACAGCGCGAGCCAACCGGUUAUUGCAUCGACGGCUAGCUCAUAUUAACCCAGCUAGCCAACCAUUUUCAAGCGCCCUGUUAGCUUGCGGUGAAGGGAGCAUCUUGGUCGGCGGAUGCUGCUGCUGAAGGAGUCCGUUAUCUUCCGAGACCAAGCAGUGAGAUACACACCCAAAGCAUGCAAAAAGAGGUAUUUUUCUGUCAACUAGCGAGGAAAUAUCCACGCCCUGUAGUCUGGUCUCUGGUUACUGUUUAGCUAGCUGACUGGCUAGCCUGCCUACCGGGGAGAGUAGCUGAGGAGAAGGUGGGGCCGCGGAGUGACAGCUUGGACGCUAGCUAAUGUGGCUAGCAGGCUAACUUGGACUGUUGGCUGCCCACUGGUUUUUCUCUAACUGACUUCAGGGGGGCUUAAAUUACCAGGUGUCUGCAGUCUGCCACAGUAGCACCCCAGAUAAGCAAAGAAAAUCCACUGCCAUUGAUUUCUUUCCAAAAAACCCGUGUGGGUGGGAUAUCUUGUGGAGAGCAUCCUCUGUUACCUGUAGACCAUGGCGGACGACGACGUGCUGUUCGAGGAUGUCUACGAGCUGUGCGAGGUGAUUGGCAAGGGUCCCUUCAGUGUGGUGAGACGCUGCAUCAACAGGGAUACCGGCCAGCAGUUUGCUGUGAAGAUCGUAGAUGUGGCGAGCUUCACCUCAAGCCCUGGCCUCAGCACAGAAGACCUGAAGCGAGAGGCCAGUAUCUGCCACAUGCUGAAACACCCCCACAUUGUGGAGCUUCUGGAGACCUACAGCUCUGAUGGCAUGCUCUACAUGGUCUUCGAAUUUAUGGAUGGAGCAGACUUGUGUUUCGAAAUCGUGAAGAGAGCCGACGCCGGGUUUGUCUACAGCGAAGCAGUGGCCAGCCACUACAUGAGGCAGAUUUUAGAGGCACUCCGGUACUGCCAUGACAACAAUGUGAUUCAUCGCGAUGUAAAGCCUCACUGCGUGCUGUUGGCAUCAAAGGAGAACUCUGCUCCAGUCAAGCUGGGAGGUUUUGGAGUAGCAAUACAGCUGGGAGAAUCUGGUCUAGUUGCUGGAGGUCGAGUUGGCACUCCCCACUUCAUGGCCCCAGAAGUGGUGAAGAGGGAGCCAUACGGUAAACCUGUGGAUGUGUGGGGAUGCGGAGUUAUCCUUUUUAUCCUGUUAUCUGGCUGCCUGCCUUUUUACGGCACCAAGGAGCGUCUGUUCGAGGCCAUCAUUAAGGGGAAAUACAAGGUAAUGAAUCCCCGCCAGUGGGCCCACAUUUCUGAGAGCGCCAAGGACCUGGUAAGACGCAUGCUGAUGCUGGACCCCGCCGAGAGAAUCACUGUCUAUGAGGCUCUGAACCACCCCUGGCUGAAGGAGAGGGACAGAUACGCCUACAAGAUCCACCUGCCAGAAACGGUAGAGCAGCUGAGGAAAUUCAACGCUCGGAGGAAGCUGAAGGGUGCUGUGCUGGCUGCCGUAUCAAGCCACAAGUUUAAUUCUUACUAUGGUGACCCUCCUGAGGAGCUACAUGAUUUUACAGACGAUCCCACGUCUUCAGGACUGCUAGCUGCUGAAACAGGGGCAGUAUCACAGGUUUUGGACAGUCUAGAGGAGAUUCAUGCGUUGACAGACUGCAGUGAGAAAGACAUGGACUUUCUCCACAGUGUCUUCCAGGACCAACACCUCCACACCCUGUUAGAUCUCUAUGACAAAAUCAACACCAGGUCGUCUCCUCAGAUCCGAAAUCCCCCUAGUGAUGGAGUGCAGAGGGCCAAAGAGGUGCUGGAAACCAUUUCAUGUUACCCAGAAAACAUGGAGGCCAAGGAGCUCAGGAGGAUCCUCACACAGCCACACUUCAUGGCUCUGCUGCAGACCCACGAUGUGGUGGCCCAUGAAGUGUACAGUGACGAGGCACUAAGGGUGACACCCCCACCCACUUCACCAUACCUGAACGGAGACUCCCCUGAUAGCACAAACGGAGACAUGGACUUGGAGAAUGUCACCAGAGUCCGCCUGGUCCAGUUUCAGAAGAACACUGAUGAGCCCAUGGGCAUUACUCUCAAAAUGAAUGACCUCAACCACUGUAUUGUGGCACGCAUAAUGCACGGUGGAAUGAUUCAUCGACAAGGGACUCUGCAUGUAGGAGAUGAGAUCCGUGAGAUUAAUGGCAUUAGCGUUGCCAAUCAGACGGUAGAACAACUCCAAAAGAUGCUGAGGGAGAUGAGGGGUAGCAUCACCUUUAAGAUUGUACCCAGUUACCGGUCCCAAUCAAUGUCUUGUGAGAAAGAGUCACCAGACGUAUCCCGACAGUCCCCUGCAAACGGUCAUGCCAGCGUAACCAGCUCUAUCCUGGAUCUGCCAUCGACGAUUCAGCCCAAAGGACGCCAGAUCUCCAGACCUGCUAUCAAGGACAAAUUGUCCAUCAAGAUUUAUGUACGCGCUCAGUUUGAGUACGAUCCAUCAAAGGACGACCUCAUCCCAUGUAAAGAGGCGGGCAUUCGCUUCCGGGUGGGAGACAUCAUUCAGAUCAUCUCCAAGGACGACCACAACUGGUGGCAGGGAAAGCUGGAGAAUACCAAAAAUGGCACUGCAGGCCUGAUCCCCUCACCUGAGCUGCAGGAGUGGCGUGUGGCCUGUAUAGCGAUGGAGAAAACCAAACAGGAGCAGCAGGCCAGUUGUACCUGGUUUGGCAAGAAAAAGAAACAGUACAAAGACAAAUAUCUGGCCAAGCACAAUGCAGUAUUUGACCAAUUAGAUCUGGUCACGUAUGAAGAAGUCGUCAAGCUGCCGUCAUUCAAGAGGAAAACGCUGGUUUUACUUGGUGCACACGGAGUUGGUAGGAGGCACAUCAAGAACACGCUCAUCACCAAACAUCCUGACCGCUUCGCCUACCCCAUCCCUCACACGACUCGACCUCCGAAGAAGGACGAGGAGAACGGAAAGAACUACUAUUUUGUGUCUCACGACCAGAUGAUGCAGGACAUCAGUAACAAUGACUACCUGGAGUACGGCAGUCACGAGGACGCCAUGUACGGAACCAGACUGGAGACUAUCAGGCAGAUCCAUGCUCAGGGCAUGAUCUCCAUCCUUGAUGUUGAGCCACAGGUAACAAAGGCUCUAAAGAUCCUCAGGACAGCUGAGUUUGCUCCUUAUGUCGUCUUCAUCGCAGCCCCGACCAUCACCCCGGGCAUGACUGAGGUUCCAAAGUGGUGCAGAAAACUACCUGACGAUUCCCUGCAGCGACUCCAGAAGGAAUCGGAGAUGCUGCAGACCACCUACGCCCACUACUUCGACCAGACCAUCAUCAACAACGAGAUCGACGACACCAUCCGCCUGCUGGAGGAGGCCGUGGACCUGGUGUCCACCACCGCCCAGUGGGUCCCCGUCUCCUGGGUCUACUGACACACACUCCAACGGCACUGUAGUUCAUUCAACGCGAACAAUCCAUCACCUCUGAUCCAACGUGGAUGCUAAACUCUGAAUCAGAACCCCUCGAACCGCACUGCUCGCACCAGAACCACAAAUUUCUGUAGAUAAACUGUUGUAGAAAAGGGGAAAAACGAAGAAACUAAUGACUCUGACGACAGAGACUUCGACCUGCCCCUCUUUUUCUCAACAGCCUCAAAGGCAUAUUCCUGUGUACAUAUAUACAUAUAUAUAAAUAUAUAUAUAAAUGAUACAAAAUGAAGUGAAUAUGGUUCUGUCCUUAUGUAGUUAAAGGGUGGGGAACAGAGGGGCAGUGUGGUAGAUAUUUUGUACUUCUUUGUUUUUUUUAAUUGAUGGAUGGGUGGUAAUAUUGGAAAGGCAAUAGUGAGCAUGACCAUAAAGCAGUCUUAUGUGGGUGCCUGUGUGUGUGUAGACCUGUUCAGGCACUUGUUGUGGUACUCUGUGUCCCCCUCACCCCGCCAUCCUCUAAUCUCCUCGGCCCCUGUGACAAACAAGCCGAACUUUGAAGCACAUUAGAAGCUGCUACAGUGGCGACAAGUAACUCCCUCAGCUCCAAAAAAAAAAAAAAAAAAAAAAAAAAAAAAUACAAGUUUGAGCGAAGCAAAAAGCACAGGAAACUUAGCAGUUUCGUGUCCCCUCAUCUGUCCCUCCCAAAUGCCCUUUAUUUAUUUUUAUUUUUAUUUUUUGCCUCUGUGUCUGUUGAAGGAGCAUGCAGCAUUAUCGCUGUGCUGCUGCUGGAUCCUGUGGUACUUUCUUUCCCUUUUUUCCCCUUUUUCCUUUCCCUCCCCGACCUACGACCUCCAACGGUCUUUGUUUACAUCUCAGUUUUUGCACAAAAAUGGACAACGAAGACGACGACGUGUACUGCAUCCGGUCAUCUCAGUUUUCAGUCUGUCUUGCCUUCCUUCUCUCUGGCUGUCUCUCCCUCUCCUCUGUACAUGAAAUCAGCGGGGGAAGGACAAAAAACAGAAAAAAAAAAAAAAAAAAAAAGCUCUGAAAAGCACUGACAUCCACCGCUAAACAUGGCUCCUGGACGGAAAGAAGGAAAAAUAAAUAAACUGCCUUAUCGGAGCCUUAUUGGGGGAAGGAGUCGCUAACACCUAUGCACACCCCUGGUUCCUUCCGGGCAGACGCGACAGCCAUUUUCUUCUUUCCUCACACAAAUAGGGAGUCGUGAUUGUUAAAAAUAAUGUUUGUAGGACGAGGGGGGGGGGCGUCAUGUAGGUGGGAUAAAGCUAAUCGUAGAGCCACUGUUUUGGAGCUGUUAACUGUUGUCUUUAAAAAUAUAAGGAGUAUUCUUGUUUUGAGGGAGAGAAAAAUAACUAAAUUUUGUGUGUAAAUGUUUCAAUGGUGCGUACGUCAUACGAGUGAAUUUACCAAGAGCCAGUGUAUAUUAACCCUUAAAAGAAGCUCAGUAUGUGACAUAAUCUCUUCACGCUUUGCCAGAAGUGGCCGACGCUGCCUCACCUUCGGUUUCAAAGAAAGAAA